Exophiala oligosperma is the source of this 1866-nucleotide messenger RNA. RefSeq lists its product as uncharacterized. The record is from RefSeq and is a predicted model, not a curated record. Bases 1 to 1866 code for a protein of 621 amino acids. The transcript has 2 exons. Lineage: Eukaryota; Fungi; Ascomycota; Eurotiomycetes; Chaetothyriales; Herpotrichiellaceae.
AUGCAUAUUUCCAAACAUGUUGCCUUCGUUGUGUCCUUGUGCCUAUCACGGACACUCGCCGACUUCACUGGACCUACCUAUCCACCACCGCUUGACCUCUCCAGCAACAGCAGCCUAGUCACCGCGAGCUGGAAGAACCUCUCGUCCCAGCUCGACACUUACCUGAAUGGUAAAAGCUCCGCGGCAGCAGCGUCCGGCAAUGUCACAUUCUCCAUUGGCAUGUUCUCCAUGCACGACCCUGCAGCGACAAAACACCAAUACCACCAUACGUCUCCCGGCGUCGCACAUGGCUCAUCCGGCGAGGGGACUCGCAGCGUCGACGGAGACAGUGUGUACCGCAUCGCCAGCGUGACCAAACUGUUCACCGUCUUCGCGGGACUGGUCGACAUGAAGGACGAGGAUUGGAACACUCCACUGACCAAGAUCAUUCCCGAAUUGGCCAACUUUACCAAAACCCAUGAGGACGGAAGCCCCGUGUACACCACGGCCUGGGACCAGAUCACACCGUGGGCCCUCGCGAACCAGAUCUCCGGCGUGGCCCGUCAGGGGGUCGCCGCUCUCGAUCUGCUCUUCGCGGCGGUGGGCGACCCCAACGCCACGGCGACCCUGAUGAAAGAGUACGGCGUGCCAUUCGCCAACGCCAGCGACUUGGGGACGUGCCUCGACAUCGACUGCACCGUGUCGGCGUACAUCCAGGGCGUCAUGGGCCAACCUCCCGUGUUCGAACCCUGGACCACCCCGGCCUACGCCAACAACGGCUUCAUCCUGCUGGGGAUCGCCAUCUCCCGGCUCACCAACCGAGCCAUGGAGGACAUGUACCCUUCGACCAUCUUCAAACCACUAGGGAUGACCUCCUCGUUCACUUCCGCGCCGACGGACAACGCCACCAUCUCCCGGUCGGUCGUCGUCGGUGUUCCCGCGGACGGGUUCGCCGCCGGCAACGGCCUCGCGCUGUCCUCGGGGGGACUGUACAGCACCACCAACGACCUGGCGCGGUUCGGCACCGCCAUAGUCAACUCGACCCUGCUCUCACCCCUGACGACGCGCAAGUGGAUGAAACCGACCUCGCAUACCGCGAGCCUGACUUACACGCACGGAGCCCCUUGGGAGAUCAUGAGAUACGUCCACCCUGAGGGAACCCCCAGCGCUGGGAAAGUGACGGACCUAUACACAAAAUUGGGUGACAGUGGUUAUUAUAAUGGUCAUAUGGUGAUUAUACCAGAAUACGGUGCCGGGUUUACAAUCCUAAGUGCCAGCACCAACAAUACACUCCGAGCCGCAGUCACAAAUGCCGUACUGGACAUGAUGGCCGCGGCGGUCAUUCCGGCUUUGGAGGGUGAAGCUGCCCAACAAGCUCGACACAACCUGGCAGGGACUUAUACUUCCGGAAAUUCAAAACUCAACUCUACCAUGACCAUUUCACUUUCCACCGACGACAUCGGUAGUAGCGGCAAAAACAACGGUGGCUACGGUGGUGGUUUGAGAAUCACCAAAUGGGUUUCCAACGGUACCGACGUUUUGGCGUCCGACUUGUUCGCCAACCUACCUACUCGAUUACUCCCCAGUCUACCGAUGAAGGAAAUGAGGUCGCAACCAGGACAAUCACCACGACAGGUUGCGUUCCAAGCCACCGUCAAUCCUCAAACAGCAAGCUACACGGCGGCCUCGGCCGCGGGGAUCGAGGGCGUCAUCGGUCCCUUUACCGGUUCCGCGGCCACAAACUCCGACUGGUUGACGGUCGACGGGGCCCACUACGACGACCUGGGCACGAACCUCAUCGUCUUCGACCUCGACCCCCAGGGGUACGCCACGAGUUUGACCCCGGCGGCGAUGAAGGCGAGUCUCCAGAGGGAAAGGGAAAAGUGA